Molecule: messenger RNA, 1731 nt
Organism: Aspergillus affinis
Lineage: Eukaryota; Fungi; Ascomycota; Eurotiomycetes; Eurotiales; Aspergillaceae
Exons: 1
Coding region: 1-1731 (576 amino acids)
Source: RefSeq, a predicted model, not a curated record
AUGGGAGAGCGAGCAAGGGUUGGACAUCUUGUUGGAUACGUUAGCGAGAACACAUAUAAGAUAUGGUUCCGCGAUACAGGGAAGAUCGUUAAUGCCAGAGAUGUUACAUUUGAUGAGGAUAUUGCUAAUUACGAUAAUGAUAAUAAUGACAGUUCUACCGCUAUACAAUCCUCUUGUUCUAAACCUCUGAGCCUUCCUCCUUCACUACAGCAAAUCGAAUACAACUUUACCGAACACACUAAUCGACGAGAUCAACCAAUUCAAUCGAUCGAAAACGCUGAUUCUGAUAACCGCUUUGACCCACGCGUCAUUACCCUCACUCCGGACUUUGCGAUUCAACCUGCUCCUGUCCGAGAAACCGUACAAAUUCAUAAAAGAAAGGGACGUGAGCAGGCAGCGGAACCCCCGCGUAUCUCUGCAAGGGCAAAUAAAGGACAGCGUACGGAAGAGAGAUUCGAGGACUAUCAGGCGAGAACAAUGAGGAAUUCUCACUCCGAAUUCCCUGAUCUUUUGAUGCAGGCGAUUACCCCACAACUAAAGACCUACGAAGUCAAGGUCCCAUCCAACUACCGUAAAACAUUGAAUUCCAAGCAGCGAGAACUCUGGCAGAUCGCUAUGGAGAGUCAAAUCGCCAAACUUGAAGCCAUACCUGCAUGGGAAAUAGUUGAUAUUCCUACCCCUAAACCACGCAUUUUGCCCGAUAAAUGGGUAUACGAUUUGAAGAACGACUCCAACAACAAUGUUGAGAUGUUCCGGGCGAGAUGGGUUAUCUGCGGUAACUGGCAGCAAGAAGGCCUCGAUUACGACGAAGUUUCAUCUCCGGUAAUCGUGGACGCUCUUGUCAAGAUCUUUAUCGCGAUCGUGACCGUCAGGAAGUUGAAAUGGUAUCAAUUUGACAUAGUUACUGCAUAUCUUAACGCAGAACUGAAGUCCCGAACGAUCUACAUAAUGUACCCUACUGGAUUAGCCCCUACUGGAUUCGCCCCUACUGGACUCCCUCUGGUAUGCAGACUACUCCGAGCGCUAUACGGGUUAAAGCAAUCGGGUUUGCUCUGGAACCAGGUUUUCGAUGACGUUCUCCGAGACCUCGGACUCGUCCCUACCGACACGAACUCAUGUUUCUAUAUGGGACUAAAUGGGAUUAUCCUCAUCCUCUACGUUGACGAUUCAAUAGUUGCAGGACCUUCCCAGGAGAUCAUUUCCGACUUUAUUAAGAAAUUGAAGCAAAAGUUUACGCUUAAGGUGAUCGGUGAACCCAAGCGUUUUCUGGGAUACAACAUUGAAAGAGACUACAUCAAUAAUACCAUUACUAUCUCCCAAAAGGCCUAUACUAAAAGGAUUUCCGCGCAUCUCAACGCUGACAUCAAACCAGCAGAAUUCCCUAUGUUCCCUGGCUGGAAGCCGUCCGAUUCCUCUGCUCUGAAUGACGAGAUGAAGUCCGAUUUUUGCAAAAGGGGAGGACGCCUUAUUUGGCUGCUGAAAACGCGUCCGGAUAUCCAAUUCCCCGUAUAUCGCAUUUUCCGCAGGAACAAGGACCCGAAUGAAGCUGAUAUGAAUGCUGCACUGCAUAUCUUCAGAUAUCUCGUGAAUACGCCUGACCGCGGACUCGUGUUAGGACGUGACCCCGAAGGACCCCUAUACGGAUACGUUGAUUCAUCUCACACUGACUGCGAAGGAUCUCGCUCCACUGAGGCCUUCAUUUUCUUCUACAGAGGAUCCCCGAUCAGUUGA